This is a messenger RNA of Pungitius pungitius (ninespine stickleback), 7119 nucleotides long. RefSeq names its product ATPase plasma membrane Ca2+ transporting 1a (gene atp2b1a). NCBI's taxonomy places the organism in Eukaryota, Metazoa, Chordata, Actinopteri, Perciformes, Gasterosteidae. Gene Ontology annotation, biological process: regulation of cytosolic calcium ion concentration; calcium ion transmembrane transport. Gene Ontology annotation, cellular component: plasma membrane; intracellular membrane-bounded organelle. Gene Ontology annotation, molecular function: ATP hydrolysis activity; ATP binding; P-type calcium transporter activity. The coding region runs from base 440 to 4270 and encodes 1276 amino acids. The transcript has 22 exons. The record is from RefSeq and is a predicted model, not a curated record.
ACUUCCUCUGUGGCUGUGACAGCGCAGUGGGCGGGAUUUUACCUCAGAUCAGGGGAGAGAGUCUAGUCUCUGGUGAGACUGAGGGGGAGUUACAGAGAGAAAGGGACCUGGGGUGCUCUUCAGAGAACGGAAUCUGCGUUCAUGGUGAUCUCCGCCUCCUGUGGGUGAUCCUCGGUCACCAUGAAAGACUAGGAACUCGGCUCUCCAAGGGGAAUGGCUUGUUUUGUAAUAUCCCAGCCCUGCUACCUGCCGAAUGACUCCAGCUGCCUCUGAAGGGCCUGUCCGCUGUUUAUGGGAACUACCACUGCUUUUGAUCUCUUGAGGAUUUAAGCUUUUCCAGGAGAACACUUCCCCCCCCCCCACCCCCAUCCCUCCUAUUUUUGAACCCCGCCGUUGAGCCGAAGCAGCAACCCUUUAAGAGAGUGUAGCCGGCGAGACGAUGGCGAACAACUCGUACAGCGGGGUGAAGAACUCCAUGGUGGAGGCCAACCACGAUGGAGAGUUUGGCUGCACACUCAAAGAACUGCGCUCCCUUAUGGAACUGAGAGGCGCAGAGGCCAUAGGCCUAAUCGGGGAUACUUAUGAGGAUGUUCACGGACUCUGCAACCGGUUAAAAACGUCGCCCGUAGAUGGUCUAAGUGGACAGCCUGGAGACAUCGAGAAGCGGAAAACAGUGUUUGGGGAAAAUUUAAUACCACCCAAAAAGCCCAAAACUUUCUUACAGUUAGUGUGGGAGGCGCUACAAGAUGUCACACUGAUCAUCCUAGAAGUGGCAGCCGUAGUUUCACUAGGCCUUUCUUUUUAUAGACCUCCAGAUGCCGAAAGAGAACACUGCGGGAGGGCCGCUGGCGGUGUGGAGGAUGAGAACGAGUCGGAAGCAGGCUGGAUCGAGGGCGCUGCCAUUCUCCUGUCCGUCAUCUGUGUCGUGCUGGUGACCGCGUUCAACGACUGGAGUAAAGAGAAGCAGUUCAGGGGCCUACAGAGCCGCAUCGAGCAGGAGCAGAAGUUCACCGUGGUCCGUGGGGGACAAGUUAUCCAGAUUCCUGUGGCGGAGAUUGUGGUCGGCGACGUCGCGCAGAUCAAAUACGGUGACCUUUUGCCUGCUGACGGAGUCCUGAUCCAGGGCAACGAUCUUAAGAUCGAUGAGAGCUCCCUCACAGGAGAGUCGGACCAUGUCAAGAAAACGCAAGAAAAAGAUCCAAUGAUGUUAUCGGGCACCCAUGUAAUGGAAGGCUCAGGGAAAAUGUUGGUCACGGCUGUGGGUGUCAACUCUCAAACUGGAAUUAUAUUCACUUUACUCGGGACCGCUGAGGAUGACGAAGAAGACGAAGAGGAGAAGAAGAAGGAAAAGGAGGAGAAGAAAAAACAGAGAAAAAACAAGAAGUUAGAAGAAUCCAUGGAAAAUCGUAAGAAAGCUAAAGCGAUGGACGGGGCUGCCAUGGAAAUGCAGCCGCUGAACAGCGACGAGGGCGGCGACGCGGAGGAGAAGAAGAAAACCGGCCCUCCGAAGAAGGAGAAGUCGGUUCUUCAGGGCAAACUGACCAAAUUAGCCGUGCAGAUUGGCAAAGCGGGACUGGUUAUGUCUGCAAUCACCGUCAUUAUCCUGGUGGGGCUGUUUGUGGUGGACACCUUCUGGAUCCAGAAUCUGCCCUGGGUCAAGGACUGCACGCCCAUUUACAUUCAGUUCUUCGUGAAGUUCUUCAUCAUUGGCGUCACCGUUCUGGUGGUGGCGGUUCCCGAAGGCCUCCCGCUGGCUGUGACAAUCUCCCUGGCUUACUCUGUUAAGAAAAUGAUGAAAGACAACAACCUGGUACGUCACCUGGAUGCCUGCGAGACUAUGGGCAAUGCGACCGCCAUCUGCUCUGACAAGACGGGUACGCUCACCAUGAACCGCAUGACCGUGGUGCAGGCCUUCAUCGCUGAAAAGCACUACAAGAAGGUCCCUGACCCGGAGGCCAUCCCCGCCUCCAUUUUAGACAUUCUGAUUCUGGGCAUCGCAGUCAAUUGCGCCUACACUUCUAACAUCAUGUCACCGGAAAAAGAAGGCGGCCUGCCGCGGCAAGUGGGCAACAAGACCGAAUGUGCCUUGCUUGGCUUUUCGACCGACCUGAAGCGCGACUACCACGCCGUGCGCAACGAGAUCCCCGAGGAGAAACUCUACAAGGUCUACACCUUCAACUCGGUUCGCAAGUCGAUGAGCACCGUGUUGAAGAUGGCUGACGGCAGCUACCGUAUGUUCAGCAAAGGGGCCUCAGAAAUUCUCCUAAAAAAGUGCUCCAAAAUCCUCACCGCAAACGGCGAGGCCAAGGUGUUCCGCCCCCGGGACAGGGACGACAUGGUCAAGAAAGUGAUCGAGCCCAUGGCCUCAGAGGGCCUGAGGACCAUCUGCCUGGCGUACAGGGACUUCACCGAGGGCGAGCCCGACUGGGACAGCGAAAACGACAUCCUCACAGGACUGACCUGUCUCAGCGUGGUGGGCAUCGAAGACCCCGUCAGACCCGAGGUCCCAGACGCCAUCAAGAAAUGCCAGCGUGCUGGUAUCACAGUGCGGAUGGUGACCGGGGACAACAUCGGCACUGCGCGCGCCAUCGCCACUAAGUGCGGCAUCCUACUGCCUGGAGAUGACUUCCUCUGCAUGGACGGCAAAGAGUUCAACCGAAGGAUACGAAAUGAAAAGGGAGAGAUUGAACAAGAACGCAUUGACAAGAUUUGGCCCAAACUACGAGUCCUGGCCCGCUCCUCCCCCACAGACAAACACACCUUAGUGAAAGGUAUUAUUGACAGCACAGUGAUGGAGCAAAGACAAGUCGUGGCAGUGACAGGAGAUGGCACUAAUGAUGGCCCUGCCUUGAAGAAAGCUGACGUUGGCUUUGCCAUGGGUAUCGCUGGCACCGACGUGGCCAAGGAGGCGUCUGACAUCAUCCUCACCGACGACAAUUUCUCCAGCAUCGUCAAGGCCGUCAUGUGGGGGCGCAACGUCUACGACAGCAUCUCCAAGUUCCUUCAGUUUCAGUUAACGGUCAAUAUCGUGGCUGUCAUCGUCGCAUUUACGGGCGCCUGCAUUACACAGGACUCCCCGCUGAAAGCAGUACAGAUGUUAUGGGUCAACCUCAUCAUGGACACCUUUGCUUCACUAGCCCUGGCCACGGAGCCCCCCACAGAAGCCCUGCUCCUGAGGAAGCCCUACGGCCGCAACAAGCCGCUCAUCUCGCGCACCAUGAUGAAGAACAUUUUGGGUCAGGGAGUGUUCCAGCUAAUCACCAUCUUCACUCUGCUCUUUGCGGGAGAGAAACUGUUUGAUAUAGACAGCGGCAGAAAUACUCCCCUGCACGCCCCGCCUUCUGAACACUACACCAUUGUCUUCAACACCUUUGUACUGAUGCAGCUUUUCAACGAGAUCAACGCCCGCAAGAUCCACGGGGAAAGGAAUGUCUUUGAAGGCAUCUUCAACAACCUUAUCUUCUGUAGUAUUGUCUUUGGUACCUUUAUUAUCCAGAUCGUCAUAGUGCAGUUUGGUGGGAAGCCGUUCAGCUGCGUGGCUCUGAGCAUAGACCAGUGGCUAUGGUGCACUUUCUUAGGCUUUGGCUCUCUUCUAUGGGGACAGGUAAUCUCUUCGAUACCCACCAGCCGCUUAAAGUUCUUGAAAUCGGCCGGCCACGGCACCCAGAAGGAGGAGAUCCCGGACGAGGAGCUGGAUGAGCUGGAGGACAACGAGGAGAUUGACCACGCUGAACGGGAGCUUCGCCGAGGCCAGAUCCUCUGGUUCCGAGGCCUCAAUCGCAUCCAGACUCAGAUGGAUGUAGUGAGUGCGUUCCAGAGUGGAACUUCCUUUCAGGGGGCUCUAAGGCGGCAGGCCUCCAACUCCAGCCAGCAACAGCACGAUAUCCGGGUGGUGAAUGCAUUCCGCAGCUCCAUCUCCCUCUAUGAGGGGCUGGAGAAGCCCGAGUCGCGAUCGUCCAUCCACAACUUCAUGAACCAGCCCGAGUUCCGGAUAGAGGACUCGGAGCCCCACAUCCCCCUCAUCGACGACACCGACGCCGAGGACGACGCCCCCACCAAGCGCAACUCCGCCAGCCCCCGCAACACCACGCCCACGCCGCCCUCGCCCACCACCACCACCGCCGUCGCCCCGGCUGCGCCCGUCUCCGCCUCCCCCAACCAGAACAAUAACGCUGUGGAGAGCAGCAACCACCUCCUCCCGGAGGGCCCCAAAUCAGGAACCCCCUCGGCCCCGGGGAGCCCCCUACACAGCCUGGAGACCUCCCUUUGAUCUGACCCGCCUCGCCGCCGCCCGCUCGCCAGCGGCCGCCCACACCCACCCCACCCCCCACCCCCCCAGCAUACUUUUCUAGCCACCACCAAGGAGGCCCGGCUCCACAAGCAGAAGGGAAGGGACCCUGGGAGGAGGAGGAGAGAGAGGAGGAGUCUGUGAGCUUCGGGACUAAAAAGAACAGCAAACAUUCGGAGGGAUGUGCUGGGGAUGCUUUGGUCUGCUUUUUAGUUCUUAUUAGAGGACUGUGUCCCCACCCCUUCCCUCCUUGGUCAUUUCUUCUUCUUUUUUUUUGUGAUUGAAACUCGGAUUGAAAGUGACCUGUUUUUAUUAUUCUAUUAUUAUUAUUAUUAUUUGAAUUAAGAAGGGGAGGUCGUCCUCCUGGCUUGAAGAUCGUCUGUAAGAAUUCUGAAAGAACCUUUAGCUUCUUUUAUCUGAAUGGUGUUGUAUAUUUUUCUCUUUGGCCCUUGCUCAUUCAAAACUUAUUUCUGCUCCAUUGGCUGUUAAUAUUUUGAGUUAUUUAUGUUUUUUUUGUUUUGUUUUUUUGGAAAAAGCAGGUCUGUUUACAAAGUUUGUAGAUACUUUUUUUCAGUUUGUAGGCAAAAGAGCUUCCUGAUGUCUGAUGCAGAAAACUGGGACAGAUUAAAAAAAAUGAAUGAGAGGAUUAUUUCAGAUACUGCUGUAUUUUCAGGAGAAAAGGGUGUUUCUAUUGAAACUUAACUAUUUUUGCCUGCAAGUUUUAUUUGUUAUAAAUUUGUAGAUACAUGUAGAACCUUCUAGCCAAACCGAUAAACACUAAGGCUUGUAUAGAAAAGAGGUCCACCGGGUGAGGUGUCAUCACAAGGGACAGAAGAGACGAGUAGGGCCUCUGUCCACUAACAUUGCUAUAAAUAUUUACUUCUUCCAUUUCUUCGAUAGUUUUCAUGUGCACAAAAACCUUCUGGAGUUCUGGAUUCUCUUUUCAUUCAUUACGUUGUGUUCAAGGAUUUCCACAUGUUGAAAGGUUCACUCAUUAAAGGGAGUUAACGACAUAUCCGGGCCCGUAUUUAGCAAGCAUCACAGACCGACACCUGGAAUCGAGCUGAAACCAAGUCUUACCUCGGAGUUGGUCCUCAUGAAGCCUCCUGCGGGACGAAGAAGUUGAUUUUUCUUUUUUUUUUUUUUGGUGGUUUUACAACACUUUGUAACGUAAAAUAGAAUUUGUCAUAUUGUAGUAGUUAUUAGUCACAUUCAAACGAGGGAGCUCAUUUGAUGCAGGGAGCACUCGCUGGUGUAUUGGUCAUUUCCGCAUGUUUAACACUUAGAAUUUGUUUUUGCCAAAGCUCACAAAAACACAAAAAUGACUUCAAGUUUGUCGCUUUUUUUUUUUUUUUUUUUUUUUUAGUUUAAAGUAACGCUUCAGUCAGCCCGGUGCGCCUAUUUAUUUUUCAACAACAAGUUGAAAUAGACUCAUCUUGAAUGUGCCUUGGCUACAAUAACAGUUUAGGCGAUGCUUUGUCCCUUUGUUUUCCACAUGCAGGUAACUCCUCACAGAUUAAACACUGUUACUCCUACUGCUAAACGUAGGACCAAAUAAGCCUCACUCUCAUCCUUCUGGGCCAGUUGGGAAAGAGUUUCUCUUUCUGGAUGCUUGAUAAAUAUGGACCCUGGUCUUUUUUUUUUAAUAUAUAUUGGUGCAUUUCAUUUCUGCUCUUGUUUCUCUCUCAGUAAAACGUUAGCCCCUUGCCAAUGUACAAUAUUGACAUUUGUUUACUCAGGCAGAGAAAAAGUAUUUAAUUUAAAAAAGGAAUCUAAAAAGAAAGAACCUUUUAACUUCAGACUGUGUAUUUAGGUAGUGAAUUAUUGUCUUGGUCAAAAAAAGCAACUGAAUUAUUUUCAUAUUUCAUUCAAUCUUUUAAGAUCAUGCCUUCGGGAAUACUUAAUUUUACUCCUGAGUUCUAGUUUGACAUUUUUAGAAAUCAAAAACCUGGGGGAAAAUAGGCUUUUUUUUCCAACCCUGUCCAUAAGACUUCUUUCAUCAUGGAUAAAUGUUGCUGCAUUUGAUUUGUUUGUAAGAUAUUUUUGACACCUGAUGUACUGGAAACGCUGAAGAAUUGGACAUUUUUCAAGAAUAAAGACUAGGCAUACACUGGUAUCUAUCUGCACAGGGUACUUUAUUUCAGAGCGUUCCUUGGGGAGAAUAAUUUUGAUACAAAUCAUAAAAUAAAGUGUACCUUUGUAUUUUUAUGACAAUACUGAUGAUACCUUUCAUCGUACUAAAGCGAUUUUGGAUGAUUUGACACCAAUCACGUUAUACAGGGAGGGUUUUGGCCACUCAAAAUGUGUGUUCCGGAAUAUUCAUCUCAGGGUGCAAAUGGUGUGAAAGAGAUCAAGCCUCCCUUAGUUUGUAUGUUAUCACACUUAAUGAAAUGCUUGGGAUGGUGCUUGUCAACCACACAGGAUGGCUUGGGCAGCAGGCUGCACAUUAUUCCUGCAGCCUUCUGGCCGUGGGGGUCGGGGAGGGGGGGGGGGGUUUGAGAUGUUAAACCAAAACGUCCUGUGAGGAAAUACUUUGUUUUACAGAUGACAAAACAGCAGCUACGAUUGCAUACAAAGUGAGAAAAUGAAAAGACGAGCGGAAUCCAUAUGAGGGGUUUGUUCUGUAGCUUCUUCCUGUAAUGGGAAUGAAUGUUUUUUUUUUCCAUCUGUUUUAUGGAUUAUUAUUUUUUUAUCUUUUAACAUUUGGAAAUAAAAGUACUUCAUGUCUGUUUAUCUUGAGCAUUUUAAAUGGAUAUCGUGAUUGGAUUUACAUUUGAAACUUGUUGAGUAAUGUGUAUGGUUUUUAAAAAUAAAAAAUGUAUUUAGCCUAA